GUAAUCUUAUUGGUCAUUACUCUUUCUGACCACAAACUAAAGACUCUUUUGAUUGGAUUAUGUCAAAGUUACCGGAAAGGAGAAAUGGUAAGCCCUAACUGCUGCAAACAACUUCACUAUGGCGGAGGUCAGAAUGGUGUGGAGGAAGACAUACCGAAUUCUCAAACCAGGAUACUCUCAUUCAUUCUUGGACUCAGUUUGUAAAAGUAGACACAGAAAUGCUAGGCCUCAAGAUGCCUUGUCAGGUAUAGCUACGUUGAAGGAAACCGACAAGAUAGCUCGUUCGUUAGCUCGGAGAUCUAAUGUUAGCAGUCAGUCACUCUUACCCACCACUGCCCAAGAACAUCGAACUGGUCCUAAAAUAAUGUCUCCUUGCACGAAUGCAUAUGGAUCGCAUGUGACAUGGAAACAGUUAGACAUAUGUGUAGAACACGUAGGGAUGUGCUUAGCCUGGAAGGGCAAAACACUGCCAUGUGACCGGACCGCAACAAGAACCUUCUGCCUCAGACCACACGAACUGAAUGGAGUGAACAUUUGGUGGAAUAUUGGACGUUCUGCAACCAUAAAUCCAAAGAUUCUCCGAACCAGGAGAGACCAGAUCAGAUCAUUUUGCACGAUGAGAUACGGCACCGGAAGAAAAGGAUUUACUAGUUCGUCAGUGGUCAGGAAAGGCUUCAGCAGCAAUGGUUUUUACGACACACCUCUGUUCAAAAGCAAAUCAGCAUAUUACGAAAUUCUCCAGGUGGCAUCUACCGCAACGCAGGCCCAGAUUAAGACUGCAUAUUAUAAACAGUCUUUCAUCUACCACCCUGAUAAAAACGCUGGAAGUGAAGCAGCAUCCCGUCGAUUUUCCGAAAUUACCGAGGCAUACAAUGUGUUGGGCAACAAAAGUCUACGGAAGAAAUAUGACCGAGGUAUCUUAACACAGACGGACCUGCAGGGGGCCAGGAGGCCCUCUCCCAAGGAAUCGGGUAGCAGCGCGGGCCAGCAGACGAAAUCCCGCAGCUCCUCUGUUGUUGGUAUAGACAGUAAAAAGGUGUUUGAUUUUGAUAAUUUCAUUAACUCACACUAUGGCGAGCAGCUCAAACGAGACAGAGACUUUCGAACACGCCAAGAGGAGAUGCAACGAAAGAAAGAACAGGGCAACUUCUCCAAAGACUCAUUUGGGCAGAGUGGGGAAUGUGGUCUAGCCCGGUUUCACCAGACUCACUUUGUGAAGAGACUACUCUCAACAGGGGAAUGUUUCCAACCCUAGCAUCGUAAUGUGUGUAGAGUAUGACUAGAGAUUCCUAAAGUUACUUCCUACUACUGGGCAUUGUCUUAAACCAUAUUCUGCAUUUGUGCAUCAAAAAGAAACUUCUUUUUACUUUCUUUUUGGAAAAGGUGAAAUUGAUUUAAGUGAAUUUGGUUUAUUGCACUGACUGUUAGGUAAAAAAAUAACUAGUGUCAUUGGGAAAGCAUGUUUAAACUCUUUUGCAUAGUAUAUCUUAUAUAUAUAUAUAUAUAUAUAUAUAUGUUUAUCUAAAACUUAACAACUUAAGUGAAUAUAAGUAAUCAACACAUAUAAACAGAUAUGACAUACUCCUCUGUGAAAAUAAUGAUGGCAAACUCAAUCUUUCAUAUAAUCUGCAUGAUUUAAAGUCAUAAUUAUGUUACAAACUACAACUAAAACAACCUGCCAGGGCUUUCAAAGGUCAACACAACUUGUGACAUUUUCCCCCAAACUCACAUCUAAUUUUGGCUAAUUCUCUGGGAUAGAGCAAGCCAAGUCUGCUAAAGCAUUAAUUACAUGCUAGUAGCACUAACUAUAGAGAAGUUAAAAAAGCAACUAUCCAUGUUGUCAAAUGAAUUUAACUGUUGUAUAUCAUAUUUUAUUGAGGGGAAACUUGGGCAAGUGUGUGCUCACCUCAGUUUUAAGAUGAUCUUGAUUAAAGGUACGCGUUGUUGAUCUAA
This is a messenger RNA of Alosa sapidissima (American shad), 1953 nucleotides long. RefSeq lists its product as uncharacterized. The transcript is spliced from 2 exons. NCBI's taxonomy places the organism in Eukaryota, Metazoa, Chordata, Actinopteri, Clupeiformes, Clupeidae. The record is from RefSeq and is a predicted model, not a curated record. The coding region runs from base 119 to 1255 and encodes 378 amino acids.